GCCCCGUGAGGAGCAAUGGCCGGGGUGGCGCCGCCGCUCUGCACCUGGCUCGUCGCCGCAUGCCUGUCGGCGGCCUGCGGCGACGGCGAGAAGGAGAAGCUGCGCAGGCACGGCGCCGCCGGCGGGCUGUUCAGCGCGCGCCGCCGCCCCGGCGCGCGGUGCCGUGGCAGGGGCCGGUCUGGAAUACCCAUGGCUGUAGCUUUGCAUCCUGAAAUGGGAGCUGUGGAAAGCAAGAAGCCUGAUAUUAAACAACGGAGAGUGGUCGUCACUGGCAUGGGUGUCGUGACACCGUUAGGCCAUGAUCCUGAUGAGUUUUACAACAACCUUCUACAGGGUGUUAGUGGAAUAAGUGAGAUAGAAGCAUUUGACUGCUCCAAUUACCCGACGAGAAUUGCAGGAGAAAUCAAAUCUUUUUCAACGGACGGCUGGGUAGCACCAAAAUUAGCUAAGAGAAUGGACAAGUUCAUGCUAUAUUUGAUAACUGCUGGGAAGAAAGCAUUGGAAAACGGUGGAAUCACCGAAGAAAUCAUGAACGAGUUGGAUAAAUCAAGAUGUGGAGUUCUUAUUGGAUCUGCUAUGGGUGGCAUGAAGGUUUUUAGUGAUGCAAUUGAAGCAUUGAGGAUAUCAUACAAGAAGAUGAACCCGUUCUGUGUACCUUUUGCUACUACAAACAUGGGUUCUGCAAUCCUUGCGAUGGAUCUGGGGUGGAUGGGCCCGAACUAUUCUAUCUCUACUGCUUGCGCCACCAGUAACUUCUGCAUACUAAAUGCAGCUAAUCACAUCAGAAGAGGGGAAACUGAUGUUAUGCUCUGUGGUGGUUCUGAUGCACCAAUUAUCCCAAUUGGAUUGGGAGGUUUUGUGGCGUGCAGAGCUCUUUCACAGAGGAAUAGUGAUCCAGCAAAAGCUUCUCGGCCUUGGGAUGUGGAUCGUGAUGGAUUUGUCAUGGGAGAAGGGGCUGGUGUGCUGCUUCUGGAAGAACUCGAGCAUGCAAAGCAAAGGGGUGCAGAAAUAUAUGCUGAGUUUCUUGGAGGAAGCUUCACGUGUGAUGCAUACCACAUGACAGAGCCACAUCCUGAAGGUAGAGGGGUUAUCCUUUGUAUUGAAAAUGCACUAGCAGAUGCUGGAGUAGCAAAGGAAGACAUUAAUUAUGUAAAUGCUCACGCAACAUCGACACAGAUGGGUGAUUUGAAGGAAUUUGAAGCUCUCAACCGCUGUUUUGGUCAUAAUCCGCAGCUUAGAGUAAACUCAACAAAAUCAAUGACGGGCCACUUGCUAGGAGCUGCGGGUGGAAUAGAAGCUGUGGCUGCUGUACAAGCUAUAAGGACUGGCUGGGUCCACCCAAAUAUCAAUUUAGACAACCCAGAGAAAAAUGUGGAUGUCAACAUUUUAGUGGGAUCAGAAAAGGAGAGAUGUGAUGUAAAGGUGGCGUUGUCGAACUCAUUCGGAUUCGGUGGGCAUAACUCAUCGGUUUUGUUUGCACCCUUCAAGUGACCUCAGCUGAUGAUUUGGUAGGCUAUAUGGUCCGAUUGCAUCAUGGGGACUUUGUGUAAGAAGAUUACUAGACUGAAUAACAUUCCUGAGUUGCAAACUACAAAACAGAAAAGAAAAAUCCAGGCUUAGUAGAAUUACGCUGCCAUACAACGGAGCAAGAACAAAGAAAGCAGUUGGGUUCAUUUGUAUCGGAAAGCUUGCAAGAAUCCCAAGAUAAAAGGGUGUCCGUCCGAAAAGUUGUUUCAUUUCAAAUGUGUUGCAUGUGCCAUGUUGCCAAUCUCAUUUUGUUUCAGAUGUGUAAUUGAAUUUCUCGUCUAUAGAAACUUUAUUGGGGCCGUUUUUUUUUUUUGGUCUCGCCGUUUGCCCGACAGAUACUUUUUAUAGUGCUUUUUUUUUUUCCUUACUGCCGAUAAAUA
Molecule: messenger RNA, 1907 nt
Organism: Oryza brachyantha (malo sina)
Lineage: Eukaryota; Viridiplantae; Streptophyta; Magnoliopsida; Poales; Poaceae
Product: 3-oxoacyl-[acyl-carrier-protein] synthase II, chloroplastic-like
Exons: 13
Coding region: 16-1491 (491 amino acids)
Biological process (GO): fatty acid biosynthetic process
Molecular function (GO): 3-oxoacyl-[acyl-carrier-protein] synthase activity
Source: RefSeq, a predicted model, not a curated record